Rubroshorea leprosula is the source of this 3625-nucleotide messenger RNA. NCBI's taxonomy places the organism in Eukaryota, Viridiplantae, Streptophyta, Magnoliopsida, Malvales, Dipterocarpaceae. The record is from the annotation of a GenBank genome assembly.
CUUCGACUCUCUUCGUUCCUGAUAAAAGCACAAAAUCCUUCAAAAUCAUAAAUUUUGGAUCUUUUCCUCUUUUUUUUUAUUGAAUCAAUCAUGUUCACCUUCACCCCAAGUGGGUGUUUCCUAAUCUCUGUGUUCCUUGGGGUUUCUCUCAGGACCCUGGGACCAUCUUGGGGUUUUUGAACUGGGCAGAAUUUGUUGGUUGUUUAGACAACCGGUCUGUGGGGCAGAUUGACAUGUUAAAGGGUUUAUUUAAGUUUGUAUUCAUGUGAAAGAACAGUGCUUUUGAACUCUUCAAGGCAUUGUUUUUACAUCAGAAUGUCUGCAAAUAAUUCUAGUUUUGUGGCUUGGGAGGAGGACAUUAUAUGUCCAGACCGUGGUAGUCGUGUGGUACACUUCUACUUGAAGGAUGCCACAGGGAAUUUAGUGCUUGCAGUCAUUGGUACUGAGAGGAGCAUAAGGCACAUGAUGCAUGUUGUUACAGGCGAGUUCUCGCAGACCUAUGGCUCCCAGGUCAUGAAGUGGAGAGCCAGAGGGGAAGUUGUGGAAUGGUUGCAAUCAUUUAUCUCAAGACCAUCUUUAGGACAGAGCUCGUUGCUCUAUCACAGUGCUAGGCCAGAGCUCAGUGUUCUGCCACAGUACCAUAGUUGCACAGUGAUUACGAUGAGGACGCUUGCACUCGAUCAUCAGUCCUCACCUAAUCCUCCGGCUACAAGAGACCUACUCCGUCAGAAUAUGCCACGUUCAUUUAAUGCGGUUGCUUUGUUAAGGCAAGUUACGUCCACCAAAGACGCUUGCCCUGGCUUUACAGGCCAGUUUUGUGAGAAGACAACAACGAAGGAGGUUUUGAAGGUUUCCUGCAUCUACAUUGGUGCCGUCUGUGGGAAACUGAGCAAAAAGCCAUCACCAAAGACUAAGAUGGUACACACAUGUAUGACCCAACAUGGGAGCACACCCCAGGUCAAGGAAGAGGCUAGCGUUCAAAUGUUAAUCCCAUACCUCAAAACGUGCCGCUUAUGGCUACCUAACAUCAGCAGAUUCAAUGAUGAUAUGCUGGAAAUCAGCUCAUUUGAUGAAGCAGUGGGGAUAGUGGCCAUGAUACAAGGUCUCAACCAUGAUUGGCUUCAAGACAAUUUGAUUAAGCACACACCGACCACCUUUGAUGAGGUCAACGAGAGAUCUCUCAAGUUCAUCAAAGCUGAGGAGUAUGUUCUGUCUAAACCCCCACCCCCUAAAGAAGCCAAAACCUCGAUGUGGAAAGAAGAAAGGAGGAACGAGCUCCAAACAGUAGAAGCUGUACCAACCGACCUUUAUUGGGUUGUCACGCCACAUAAUGACCCAUUGGUCACUUCAGUCAUCCUCAAUAAUUGCGAAGUCCAACGUGUCCUUGUUGACACCGGAAGUGCUCCAGACAUAAUGUACUAUCAUUGCUUUGAGAGCCUCGAACUUGACCCCGCCCUUCUACAGAAGUACGACGAGCCCAUCUACAGAUUCAAUAAUCAGCUAGUUCCCAUGGAAGGGGUGCUACGAUUCAACAUCCACCCUGACCAAGAUCCGAGCUAUCAUAUCCAAUCCCACCUCUACAUGAAGUUCCCCACACUUAUGAGAAUAGAAACCCUGAAAGGCAACCAAGAGGUAGCCAGACAUUGUUAUCUGACCUCUGUCACCAAGUCACGAAGAGACAAGGAAAUAGCCCAACCACCAAAGCCAACCCAGCCAGAAGUCCCGAGUGCGCAGCAAAUAAUGGGUGUAGAGUUGCCAGAUAAUAGACCCGGAGAUGAACCAAGAGCUACUCUAGUUGAGGAGGUGGAAGAGGUGCACAUCGACAAUAAUGAUCCUUCCAAGAAGACACAAAUUGGGACAAGGUUGACCCCCAAGGAAAAAGAAGAACUCAUGAGCUUUCUAAAGGCAAACAAGGAUGUGUUUGCAUGGAUCUCGGCUGACAUGCCCGGAAUUCCAACCUCAGUGGCAGUGCAUAAACUAAGCACCAGUCCUUUGAAAAAACCAAUAGCCCAGAAAAGACGAUUAUUUGGAGGAGAGAGACUCAAGGCCAUUAGAGAAGAAGUGCAAAAUCUCUUACAAGAUGGAUUUGUGAGGAGGGUAGACUAUUGUGAAUGGAUCACUAAUCUAGUCCUGGUAAAGAAGUCAAAUGGCAAUAUAGACAAGCUGGUAGAGGCCACCUCAGGGAAUGAGAGAAUGAGUCUCUUGGAUGCUUACUCAGGGUACCACCAGGUUCACAUGGCACAAGAAGACGAGGUGAAAAUCUCUUUCUAUGCAGGUGAUGAGAUUUACUGUUACAUUGGCAGAGAUCUGGAAGUCUCUAUAGACGACAUAGUAGUUAAAAGCCUCAAAGAAGAGAAUCACCUAGCAGAUCUGGCAGAAACAUUUGACAAUUUAAAGAAGUAUAGCAUGAGGUUGAAUCCAGCAAAGUGUGUCUUCGGUGUUGAAUCUGACAAAUUCUUGGGAUUUAUGGUUUCUAGAAAGGGGAUAGAAGUCAAUCCUAAGAAGAUUAAGGCAAUAAGGGAGAUGAAGCUGCCGAAGUCAAUCAAAGACAUACAGCACCUAAUUGGCGAAGUAGCAGCUCUGCAUAGAUUUAUUUCCAAAUGCACAGACAAAUGCUUAUCUUUCUUUAGAGUGUUAAGGUCUGUGGCUUAUCUUCAGAGUGUUGAGGUUUUGAGAGUGGAAAAUGGACAAGCAGAUUUCUUGUCAAGGCUCUGCAAUGGCAACUCAAGAGGGGCAAGAUCUGUCUACAUCGAAAUCCUCAAUGAGCUAAGUUUUCAAAAGAACAAGGUGAUGGAAAUCAACACCAACCUUGAAACUCCUAGCUCGACAGAUCCCAUCAAAACUUACCUCCGAGAUGGAACCGUCCCAAGUGAUAAACAAGAAGAAAUCAGGUUGCAAAGAAAGGCAUCCCAAUACACCUUGAUCGAUGAUGUUCUUUAUAGAAGGUCAUACUCGCUUCCUCUUCUUCGGUGUUUAAUGUCGUAUGAAGCCGAAUAUGCCCUUAGAGAGCAAGAUGCAAAGCUGUUUGUGCAGAAGUACCAAAAAUGCCAGUUCUUUGCACAUCUUACCCAUCAACCAACUGAAGAACUUACUAAUAUGGUCGCACCAUGGCCUUUUGCCCAGUGGGGUAUAGACCUUUUGUGUCCUUUUGUUAAGAGUGUAGGGGGAGUAACUCAUUUGGUCAUUGUUGUUAAUUAUUUUACCAAGUGGGUGGAAGCUCGACCUCUUUCCAGCUUGACUUCAAAGAAGAUUGAAGAUUUUGUGUUCAGCUCAGUCAUCUAUAGAUAUGGAAUACCAAACCAGAUCAUUGCUGAUAAUGGCCUUCAGUUCAAUUGCACCUCCUUAAGGGAUUUUUAUUCCAGUUAUGGGAUCAAGUUAGUAUUUACCUCAGUUUACCACCCUAAGGCAAAUGGAAUGGUUGAGUCAGUCAACAAAGCCAUCCUAGAAGGAAUCAAGCCAAGAUUGGAUUAACUCAAAGCCAAGUGGGCAGAUGAGCUUAACAACGUCUCAUGAGCUUAUCGAACUAUGAGCUGCACGACUACAGGUAUGCCAUUUGCCUUAAUUUCCCUUUAAUUAUCUUAAUCGAAGUCGUAGAUAAGUUACACAGUAAACCCUUAAACUAUAA